AAGAGAAAUAAGAAACUUCCUGUCCGGGAGAAAAAUGGCGGCUUCAGGAGCUGCAACUCCAAGCCGGCUGGUCCAGUACGUGGUUGUUCGCGCGGAUCUGGUCCAUAAGCUCUCGUGGCCCCUGGGGGCCGUGAUAACUCAGGCCUGUCACGCUGCCACAGCUGCCAUACACCUGCACUACACCGACCCGGACACACAGCGCUACCUGGCGGAGCUGGACUCCAUGCACAAAGUGGUGCUGGGGGCUCCAGAUGAGGAGGCCUUGUCGUCCCUUUCAGAGAAUCUGACUCAGGCUGGAGUUUCUCACAAGCUUUGGAUAGAGCAGCCUGAGAACAUCCCCACGUGUCUGGCUCUGAAACCCUAUCCUAAAGAGACUGUUCAGCCGCUGCUGCGCAAGUUCAAACUCUUCAAAUGACCAGGAG
Molecule: messenger RNA, 422 nt
Organism: Cynoglossus semilaevis (tongue sole)
Lineage: Eukaryota; Metazoa; Chordata; Actinopteri; Pleuronectiformes; Cynoglossidae
Gene: ptrhd1
Product: peptidyl-tRNA hydrolase domain containing 1
Exons: 2
Coding region: 35-415 (126 amino acids)
Molecular function (GO): peptidyl-tRNA hydrolase activity
Source: RefSeq, a predicted model, not a curated record